Penicillium hordei is the source of this 2001-nucleotide messenger RNA. RefSeq names its product putative alpha-L-rhamnosidase A. Lineage: Eukaryota; Fungi; Ascomycota; Eurotiomycetes; Eurotiales; Aspergillaceae. The record is from RefSeq and is a predicted model, not a curated record. Gene Ontology annotation, biological process: carbohydrate metabolic process. The transcript is spliced from 2 exons. The coding region runs from base 1 to 2001 and encodes 666 amino acids.
AUGAGGUCGAUUCUUCCCCUUUUCUUCGCACUAACUUGUCUCGCUGUACCCUACGCCGAAUACAUCUACGCCCCGCCCUCGAGAACAUUGAUUCCACCAGUGGUAGUCGGCAUAAACGGCUCCGUCACAAACCCAGCGUCUCUGACCAAUGCUAGUGACACCCACCCAGCUAUCUUCGAUGGUCUGUCGUCGGUGACAUUUGACUUCCAGAAGAAUAUUGCCGGGAUAGUGUCCAUCGAUGUCGCUUCGGCUUCUUCGGACGCCUUCAUUGGUGUAACAUUUUCCGAGUCAAGCUUAUACGUCAGCGAGCAGGCGUGCGAUGCCACAGCGGACGCAGGAUUUGACAGUCCUAUCUGGUUCUCCUUUGCAGAUGGGCCUGGUCUCUACACAGCAGCAAAGAAGCACAACAGAGGCGGGUUCCGGUACAUGACUUUGGUCAGCAAUACCACGGCGACAGUAUCUCUGAAUCGCGUGACGGUCAACUUCACAGCCGCACCAGCACAAGACCUACGCGCAUACACGGGUUACUUCCACUCGGAUGACGAAAUACUCAAUCGGAUUUGGUAUGCCGGUGCAUAUACGAACCAGCUGUCGACCAUUGACCCAGCCUCGGGCAACGCUCUCCCCUGGUAUCGCAUAAUCAACAGUACGGAGACCAUUGCGCUCCCAGAUACCGUUCCGUGGUGGAGCAACUACACCAUUUCCAAUGGCAGUAGUGUUCUUACCGAUGGCGCUAAAAGAGAUCGGCUGAUUUGGCCCGGCGAUAUGUCUAUCUCGCUGGAAUCGAUCGGCGUGAGCACGUAUGAUCUCUAUAGUGUAAGGGUGGCUCUGGAGCUGCUACUUUCUUUGCAGAAAGAGGACGGCCGUCUGCCGUAUGCCAGUCCGCCCUUUGGUGAUACCAUCAGCUUUACAUAUCACUGCCACAGUCUCCACGGUGUUGCUCUGUACUAUCUCUAUUCUGGCGAUAGGGACUGGUUGUCUCGGUACUGGGACCAGUUCAAACUAGGCAUUGACUAUGCGCUGUCGAGUGUCGAUACCACCGGCCUAGCUAACAUUACUGCCCCAUCGGACUGGCUGCGUUUCGGCAUGGGCGGUCAUAAUAUCCAAGCCAACUCCCUCCUCUACUAUGUCCUCAACCAAGGCCUGACCUUGGCAGCAGUCCUGAACGACACCUCGGUCCAGCACACCUGGACCACCAAAGGACGAAAGGUAAAGACUGCGGCAAACCAGCUCCUCUGGGACCCCAGCAGCGGCCUUUUCCGUGACAAUGAGACCACGACCCUCUACCCUCAGGAUGGAAACGUCUGGGCCGUGAAGUCCAACCUGACCCAGUCACUGUCGCAGAUCCGACAAAUCUCAAAGUCCCUGCGCAACCGCUGGGGCAAAUACGGUGCGCCCGCACCUGAGGCCGGACGCACUGUGUCACCCUUCAUUAGUGGGUUCGAGCUUCAAGCGCACUUCAUUGCCGGAAACCCCAACUCCGCGUUGGACUUACUCCGUCUGGAAUGGGGUUUCAUGAUGGAUGACCCACGCAUGACCAACUCAACCUUCAUUGAAGGCUAUUCAACCGACGGUUCGCUGCAUUACGAGCCGUACACUAACGACCCCCGCGUAUCGCACGCGCACGGCUGGUCUACCGGCCCAACAUCCGUUCUCACGAACUACGCCGCGGGUCUCAAGUUGACUUCCGCGGCAGGAGCGACCUGGUCCAUUGCUCCACAGCCUGGUAAUCUGACAUCUGUCGAUGCGGGUUUUACCACGAAGCUUGGCGCUUUUGCGGUUACUUUUGAGAUGCGCAAUGGUACAUACAAGCGUCUGCGCUUCAGUACUCCAGUCGGAACAACAGGGCGUGUUGUUCUGGCAGGGGCGAACGGAAGUUUAGUCAGCGUCAAUGGGACUAGGGUUGUACUCGGUGCUGAUGGUGUGGUUAGUGGGCUGGCCGGCGGGAAUUGGACUCUUGCUCUUGCAAGCUCAACCAGAACAGGGAGAAUGAACCGGUAG